Molecule: messenger RNA, 1107 nt
Organism: Brenthis ino (lesser marbled fritillary)
Lineage: Eukaryota; Metazoa; Arthropoda; Insecta; Lepidoptera; Nymphalidae
Source: the annotation of a GenBank genome assembly
AUGAUUCGGCCGUUUUUGGAUGCAUUUUGGAAUGAAGAUGUGUGGUUACCGCCUAAUACUACCUGGUCGGACCUCGCGCCCGGGCCCGAUAAGGCAGUAGUAUAUACCGAUCAUCGGCAUGUCUUCUUCCCUAUACCGUUAGCGCUGGUUUUCAUAACUCUACGUUAUAUAUUAGAGAGGUAUUUGUAUGCUCCUUUUGGUCAGUAUUUAGGAAUCAAAGGAACAAAACCUAGAAAACCACCACCAAACCCAAAACUAGAAGAGGCAUAUAAUAAAACAUCUCAUAUAACCAAACAGCAAUUAUGCGCCCUAGCAAAACAGUUGGAUAUGUCGGAGCGUCAAGUGGAGCGAUGGUUGAGGCUGCGAAGGUGUCAGGACAAGCCCUCAACACUAGUCAAGUUUUGCGAAAAUGCCUUCAAAUUCUCAUUCUACGUCUGCAAUUUCUUGUUCGGACUCUACAUAUUGUGGGAUAAGGACUGGCUGUGGGAUAUUGAUCAGUGUUAUGUUGGAUAUCCUCAUCAGGGUCUAACAUCAGACGUGUGGUGGUACUACAUGAUCAGCGCGGCGUUCUACUGGUCGCUGACGCUGUCGCAGUUCUGGGACGUGCGGCGUAAGGACUUCUGGCAGAUGUUCGUGCACCACCUCGCCACCAUCGCGCUGCUCUCCUUCAGCUGGGUCUGCAACCUGCACCGCAUCGGCACCCUCGUGCUCUUGCUGCACGACUGUGCUGAUAUAUUUGUUGAGUCGGUGAAGGCAGCGAAAUAUGCAAGAUAUCAGAAACUAUGCGAUUCGCUGUUCCUCGGACUCAUCAUCACGUGGAUCACCACCAGGGUUGGGAUUUACCCGUUUUAUAUAAUUUGGAGUACAUCGAUCCGGGCGCCCAUGAUAGUACCAAUGUUUCCAGCAUACUACAUCUUCAACUCCCUGCUCUGUUUGCUGCUGGUGCUGCAUAUUGUGUGGACUUGCCUUAUAUUGCAAAUCGCGUAUAAAGCUAUACAGGCUGGACAGAUGGAUGGCGAUAUUAGAAGUUCUAGCUCUGAACUAAGCGACAGCCCGAACCACUCCAACCACAGCUCGCCGUCGAGGAAUAAUAAAAAGAAAGACACA